UAGUCUGUCCAGUUGUCGACGGCACACACUGUGAGGCGGUCCCGAUCUGGAUUCUGAAAAAAAAAAAAGAAGUCGGUCGUUUGUCAAUUUAGUUUUAUUAUUUGUGAAUCUAUUUGGGACAUUAGCCUCUGUCUAAAACUAUGGCUUCUUCGGAUGUUGCUCGACAGCCGGAUAAAGGAGUCCGGCCUCUCUCCUUGGCAGGCCAUGUGGGCUUUGACAGUCUUCCCGAUCAGCUUGUCAACAAGUCCAUCUGCCAGGGCUUCUGCUUUAAUAUUCUCUGCAUCGGUGAGACUGGUAUUGGCAAGUCUACUCUAAUGGACACUCUAUUCAAUACCAACUUUGAGAACUUUGAGUCAUCCCAUUUUGAGCCUCAGGUUAAGCUGCGCGCCCAGACCUACGACCUGCAGGAGAGUAAUGUCAGGCUACGCCUCACCGUGGUCAACACUGUGGGCUUCGGAGACCAAAUGAACAAACAAGAGAGCUAUCAGCCGGUGGUGGACUACAUCGAUAGGCAGUUUGAGAGUUAUCUGCAGGAAGAGCUAAAGAUCAAGCGCUCUCUUCACAACUACCAUGACUCACGAGUCCAUGCCUGCCUUUACUUCAUCUCCCCCUCAGGACAUUCACUCAAAUCCCUGGACCUGGUCACUAUGAAGAAACUAGACAGCAAGGUGAACAUCAUCCCUGUGAUCGCCAAGGCUGACACCAUCAGUAAGAGCGAGCUGCAUAAGUUUAAGAUCAAAAUCAUGAGUGAGCUGGUCAGCAAUGGCGUCCAGAUCUACCAGUUCCCCCUGGAUGAUGAGACCGUGGCCAAAGUCAACACCACUAUGAACGGUCAUUUGCCAUUUGCUGUAGUAGGCAGCACAGAGGAAGUCAGUGUUGGCAAUAAGAUGGUGAAGGCUCGUCAGUAUCCCUGGGGUGUAGUACAAGUGGAGAACGAGAAUCACUGUGACUUUGUGAAGCUGAGGGAGAUGCUGAUUUGUGUAAACAUGGAGGACCUUAGAGAGCAGACGCACACUCGCCACUACGAGCUGUACAGACGCUGCAAACUGGAGGAGAUGGGCUUCAAAGACACAGACCCAGAGUGCAAACCUGUCAGUUUGCAGCAGACUUACGAGGCCAAACGUCAGGAGUUCCUGGUGGAGCUGCAGAAGAGAGAGGAUGAAAUGAGACAGAUGUUUGUGCAGAGGGUGAAGGAGAAGGAGGCGGAGCUGAAGGAGGCUGAGAGAGAGCUGCAGAGCCGUUUUGAGCAGCUGAAGCGUCUCCAUGCGGACGAGAAAGCAGCCUUGGAGGAGAAGAAGAGACUCCUGGAGGAGGACCAGAGUUCCUUCAGCAAGAGACGAGCUGCUGCUCAGCUCCUACAGGCCCAGAGUCUCACUGCCAACGGCAAGAAGGACAAAGACCGCAAGAAUUCUGGCUUUAUGUGAAGACUCUGAAGUACACUCCAUCAUGACCAGUAUAACCAGUGGCAUUCUGCCCACAUCCUUUUCUAGCCCUUUGUGGCCAGUCUCAAACACUAACCAGGAAAACCCCACACAAACCAGCAGUGUGUGCAAGUUUGAUUACGUGCCAAAGUUUAAUGACUGUACCCAAGAAUCCUGUGUACACUUUCCUCAAUAGUAUUUUUUAAUCUUCUUUGUGGGUUUUAUACCUCUUUUGUGUAAUAUUUUAUAUUUAUCCUUUCAUUUUUCUAUAAAACAUUUAUUUUCCAUAUACCUCCCUUUUUUGGCCAGACUGAGGGACACCUCAGUGGAUUGAUCCUCACACAGCCUCCUUACUUGAUACUGUACACAGAUCAAAAGACAUCAAGAGGUACAAAUCACACAGUGUAAGGGACUUUAUCAUUUACAUUUUAUCUGUCUUCCAUGUCUUUAGCAUAUCAUGUUCUAUAAAGAACCAAAUUAGUCUUGUGACUUUUCCAAUGAGUCAGUCUAUAAUCUGUAAAAUGCUUGUAAUUUAUUAUCAAGCCCUUUUCAGACAUGCACUUCACGAGGUACAGUUGCCAGCAAUUCUGCAUGUUGGUGUGGAGAAUUUUAUUCAACUGCAAAGUGAGUUUUAAUAUCAAUUAUGUUAUUAUUUUUACAACUCACAGCUGUUCUCCAGUAUUGCUAUAGCUGCAGUCAGAAGGAAUACAGUCUGGACACAUGCAGACAAAUUGCAGACAUGUAUUUAAAUGCCAAAUACGCCAUUAAUUUAACAGAUAUGUAGCUAAAUCCACCAAGGUUACAGAAUCCAUGUCUGAAAACGGCUUAAUCUGUAUCUGUGAUCAUUUCUGAAGCUUUAUUCAGUGCAUUUAUCAUGAAGAACUGUCAUAAACAUGGUCACAAGGCAUUAUAAUUCCUUAUCCUUUCUCUGUAUUAUGUUUGACUUUUUUUUUCUUACACUUCCUUGAUGCUCUAAACCUAAACCAGCAUUACAAAAACCUGCAGGAGUCACACUGAUUCUCCUGUUUUUCCAAAGGGAAAGAUUUAUUCCUGAACGUUGAACUUCUCCCGUCCAAUCACAGUUUGCUUUGAGGGUUAGGUUGAGGCUUGGUUCUGGAUUAGGUACAUAUUACAGCAUAUUUUUAUAUAUAUUGUGUUUUACUCGCCUCCCUAUUUUUCCUGCUGACACAAAUAGUCAGAAGUUUGUCUGAAAAGAGCUGACUUAUGGAAGAGAAGGCAUCAUGUCAAGUCAGUGUUUACUGAGGGGGUAAAGGAAGGAGGGGGAGGAUGCAUUUGUGAUUAUAUUCUAAGCAUUUUUUUUACACACUUCUCCCUGGAGUUGAGAUAAAACAGGGUUUCACACCUCAUAGCCUUUUACAGUACAGAGUAAACGGGACACUGUGGUGCUGGUUUCCAGUUCAAGUGUGAUUUCUAAAUCAACAUUUACUCACAAACACUGCCACUUUAUAUUUACCCUAGCGCUUCAGAUGUGUUAGUGCCUUAUCUGUGAGAAGCUUACUUAAAUACACUAUCUACUUAGACACCCAGGGAAACACACCAAUACCUUAUGGAGUAAAGCUUGUCAGUGUUGACACACAUUUGUACUACACUUGUAUUUAAGGAAUAAACAGUGUUAUUUGGGAGCUUUUUUUCCUUCUUGCUAAAUAAAUCUUUGUAUUUUUGUCAUGAUA
This is a messenger RNA of Lates calcarifer (barramundi perch), 3112 nucleotides long. RefSeq names its product septin 10 (gene septin10). Gene Ontology annotation, molecular function: GTPase activity; GTP binding; molecular adaptor activity. Gene Ontology annotation, biological process: cytoskeleton-dependent cytokinesis. Gene Ontology annotation, cellular component: cell division site; septin complex; septin ring. The record is from RefSeq and is a predicted model, not a curated record. NCBI's taxonomy places the organism in Eukaryota, Metazoa, Chordata, Actinopteri, Centropomidae.